Molecule: messenger RNA, 4732 nt
Organism: Coregonus clupeaformis (lake whitefish)
Lineage: Eukaryota; Metazoa; Chordata; Actinopteri; Salmoniformes; Salmonidae
Gene: hs6st3b
Product: heparan sulfate 6-O-sulfotransferase 3b
Exons: 2
Coding region: 767-2041 (424 amino acids)
Cellular component (GO): membrane
Molecular function (GO): heparan sulfate 6-sulfotransferase activity
Source: RefSeq, a predicted model, not a curated record
AAGAUUAUGAGCCUUUUUCCCUAUGCUAGCCUAUAGCCAAGUUACAGUAGCCUUGGCUAUGUCCACAAAAAUCGAUAGAAAGGAUAUGACCAAGAAGAGGGCGUAAUAUGAUCACCGGGUCUUGAAUGCAGCAGCAUCUUCAAGUAAUAGCCUAAGCUAGCCUGCGAUAUUUGAAGAAAACUAAACCCCGCGAUGUAUAAGGAUGCUUCAGGACCCAUCCCACUGUAGUCGGAGCUGCAGUCGCUUGCCCCUUCAUGCGCACGCCUUGAACAUAAGGAUAAACCCCGACAUUUCUCCACUUCCCUACAAGCACGUUUGUGGUGCUGAAGUGAAUCAGACACAACUGUUUCGCGAAAUGUGAAGUUGUAAUUUUGCGGGAUCAGAAUAAAACAUUUUGACUGGUUCGUUUCCACUUGAGAUUCUAGCACUGGGGACGUCAGUGUGCAACACUGAAAAUACCGUUUGUGAAGUUGGACAACCAAGGUGAGAAAUAACCGGAAUAUGUCAUGUUUUUGCAAGCCUGCCUUGUUUUAAAUUAUAUGCUCUGGUGUGAUAUGACUGCAGUAUCCUUGAAACAUAAAGGUAGGCUACCUGCUUAGACCAAAAUAUGCCUUUUGAUAGCAAGAAAAAUAACUAAAUCUUGUCCAGAUCAACAUGUGGCACUCUGAAGAUCCAUAGACAUUAUUGUGAUGAAUAAAGCAGCAACUACUGAAAGGAUCAUGUGUAAUAAUUCACACUAAUGGCAUAAAAACAUAUUAUUGUUAACAUGGAUGAUAAAUCCAAUAAGUUGAUUUUAGUUCCUAUUUUAGCUGUUCUUUUUGUAAUGAUAGGCUAUCAAUAUAUAUGUCCAGCUGGCAGCAACUCUUGCCACUUUAAAACUGGGGAAAAUUUGAGAGGGGUCAGUAUACUUUCUACCCAAUAUCGGACAAACGAAGACUUUUACACAGAACUGGAGGAUGACAGCCCUCCGAAAUUGCCGUCAAAAUUCAACUUUACUGAACGAGACCUUCAGCGGCACGUGGAUUUCAACAUCAAAGGAUACGAUGUGAUAGUGUUUUUACACAUUCAAAAGACCGGGGGAACCACAUUCGGAAGGCACUUAGUUAGGAAUAUUCGUUUGGAGCAACCAUGCGACUGCAAGCCAGGGCAGAAGAAAUGUACAUGCCACCGACCAGGGAAAGAGGAGUCCUGGCUGUUCUCUCGGUUCUCUACGGGCUGGAGCUGUGGUUUGCAUGCCGACUGGACAGAGCUCACCAACUGUGUACCUGUCAUCAUGGACAAGAAGGAAGCUCAAAAGAACAAAAGGGACUUCUACUACAUAACCAUGCUGCGUGACCCCGUUUCCCGCUACCUGAGCGAGUGGAAGCACGUGCAGCGUGGCGCCACCUGGAAGACCUCCCUGCACAUGUGUGACGGGCGCUCUCCCACACAGGACGAACUGCCCACCUGCUACAGCGGGGACGACUGGUCGGGCGUCACCCUAACCGAGUUCAUGGACUGCCCAUCCAACCUGGCCAACAACCGACAGGUGCGCAUGCUGGCCGACCUCAACCUGGUGGGCUGCUACAACCUGUCCUCCAUGAACGAGAGCGAGCGCAACCACAUCCUGCUGGGCAGCGCCAUGAACAACCUGAAGAACAUGGCCUUCUACGGCCUGACCGAGUUCCAGCGCAAGACGCAGUACCUGUUUGAGCGGACAUUCAGCCUGCGCUUCAUCGCAGCCUUCACGCAGAUCAACAGCACGCGCGCAGCCAACGUGGACCUGAGCGAGGCCGUGCGCCGCCGCAUCGAGGAGCUCAACUAUCUGGAUGUGCAGCUGUACGAGUAUGCCAAGGACCUGUUCCUCCAGCGCUUCCAAUACACCCGCCAGCGCGAGCACCAGGCGGAGCGUUUGAAGAGGCGUGAGGAGCGCCGUUGGCUCCGUGAGCAGAGGGAGCAGAGCAGGGCCUCACUCCCCAGACGCCGGGGGUACGGGGGCGGAGGCGGAGGUGAGCUGGCCACGACCACUGAAGACUACACCAGCCAGGUGGCCCGCUGGUGAGGUCACACCCCUGACCACGCACACAGAGAGAGGUCACUGGUGAUCACCUACAGAAUAGACUCACAUGGUACUCUCUCUCUCUCCCUCUGUCAAUAUCUCUCUAUCGCUCUAUCUUUUUCUAUCUACUAUCUCUAUCUUUAUCUCUUUCUCAGCUUCAGUGUGAUCCUAGCGCUCUGCUAAAGUUUCUUUCUGGUUAUGAAACUGCCAAGUCUGUGAGUCAGUAUCACAGAAGCUCUGCCUUGGAGUGCCCUUUGGUGUCUUACAUUUUCAAAUGGAUGGUUUAAUGUAUUUAUUUGUAAUGAUUUGUUUUGCUGCUCCUUUGCUUUCCUGCCUCUUAGUCAUGGUUAUUUAUUAUCAUGUAGAUUAUGAUAACUCUUUAAAGACAGUAAAUGAAGCUUAAAGAAGACACAAUCAAAAGACGCUGCUAGUAAUUACUUUUUUAUUGGGACUCUCAAUGUCAAGGGGUGGAUAUCAAUCAGUGUUUUUUUGUUGCAACUGGCUGGAAUAUAGUAGUUCAACAGAAAACAAUAUAAAAGUGCUGAUUCUUGCAUGUCAUGUGUCCAUAUUAUAUUUGAGAAACGGUUUGAGGAUGGAGAGUUACUUCCAAAAGAAAUGAUGAGAGCCAAAGUACACCUACUUAUAAAAUAUUUGUCUUUGUUUACGUAGCUAAUGUUUUCGUAAUAGGACCUUGCAAUUGACAACUUCUCAGAAAUAAGAUAAAAAGUAUUUAAUUUCAUCUUAUCAUGGCAGUUUCAAUUAUAUUUACAUUUCCUCAAACAAAUAUAGUGUAGUUGUAGUCAGUCAAGAUAAUUUCAGAUGUUUUGAUUAUGAUGCAAAAAUGUUUUCUAGGGUGCAAUAUUCAGUAGAGUUCAUCUACAUGCAACACCUUUCAAGUUUCAACUCGGAGGAACUGCUGUUCCUGUUCAUCCACUAUCAGUGUGUUGGAAUGUGAAGUCAAUCAUAGACUCACAAAGAGAGGAUUACCCUGAAGAAAAUCAGCCUGAUUUAUAUUUUGCACUGACCAGACUUACCAUAUUCAUCUUUCACAUUACAAAUGGAAAGAACUCUUCAAGGACAUUUUUUCCAAAAUGUUAAGCUUGAAUUGUUAAAGUAGUCUUCUCCAGAAGGUAGAGAUAACCAGUAGGUAAAUGCUCUAGGUGAGGACUGAGGAGCCAGGUCAGUGUGGUUGGUGUGUGAACUGACUGUCAAUGAGGUGAUCAGCAUUCGGCCCUCGUGCUCACCCCGUCACACUCCAUGGUUUAACAUGUUUGUGGAGCCCAUGCCAACGGCAUUGUGGGCUGUGAGGGGAGUUGUAAUGCUAGCAGAAUAACAGCCUGAGAUGACACGGAAGCAGAAUAAAGUAGGUUCCUGUAGUAGGAAGGAGAUUAAAUGUACCAUAUCUCAUUUCUGUUUGAUUGUCCCCCUCAAAAUACAGGUAACUUCUGAAUGAACAUUAAACAAACAUGAAAGUAACAAAGGAGAUGAAUCUAAUUGUUAAGGUUGAAUUACUUCCAGAUGACUGUGAUGAUGAUAUCAUGUUAGAUUAAAUAUUAGAUUUGCUAUUCUGAUCUGUUGUUCUGUUAUGAACAUUUCAAAUCUCCAAUUACAAUAUUUUUUAUAAAAAUAUGAAUUUGAUGCUGCUUUUAUUUUCACAUGUAUCCUGCUUUUACUUGAUGUAUUCAGAAGAUAUAGGUCUCUCUGAUCACUGAGCACAGUUUUGGUCCAUUAACCUUAACCGAUGAGUGGAAUUGUUUGUUGUUUAAGUAAGUUUGUAUCCAGUUAGUUGAUUUACUGUAAUGUAAUAGUAACCAUUAUCACAGUUUGGGUUGGUAUCCCGAAUCCAGAUUAGGCCUGCUCUUGGACUAAAAAACCUGCUAAAUGGAAAAGCUCUAUUGAAAGUGUGUUUUCAUUCAGGAAUAUGCAACAUCUGUUUGCAGGAAACUGGUCCUUUUGAGUUUUAAAUAAUUGUUUAAGCUAUAAAAUGAUUGGAGUGUGUGUGCGUAUCAUUAUUGUAUAUUGAUCACAAGUUUGCCUGCAAUUUCAAUGAGCCAACACACCAUGUUAAUACAUUGCCCCAGCAUUUUCAAAUCAACAUUAUGGAUACAAUACCACGUUUUUUGGGGGGGUGGGGGUGGAAUGUGCUGUAAAGCAAUCUCCAUGACGAAAACAACAGCUUAUAUUUAUGUCGUUGUUAUCCGCUCAAACUUACAGUAGUGGGAUGUGUAUAUUGACGCAAAGUCUGGAAAGUCUGAAAUGUAUAUUUCAAACCUAUUAUCUUUAUCAGACCAGUGUAAAUAUAGUGAUGAAAUCGAGCCUAAAAAGGGAAUGUCACACUAGAUAUUGUACUGCCAUCCCCAAAGCCCUGUGACAUGCCAUGUUGUGAAAGAGUGAUUUGAAUGAACUUCAACUGCCACUCAAAGUGCACAUCUUUGAAAAACAGGUAAUCUUGCAUUUAUUUAUUACAAACAAGGGAGUUUUGUCUAAAAGGAAAAAGGUUAUAAUACCAUCACUCUAGGGAGAACUUUCUAAAUGUAUGAACCUGUAUGUUCCUGGUCAAAUUAUUGUGUAUGAAAAGGACAGUCUUGAUGCCAUUUGAUGUGUUAUACUUUAUCAGCAAUUUUCUUGUCAGGUCUGCAAAGCUGGGUGAAUACUACUUCAGAUAUUAGAAAUAAAUGCAUUGAACAAACAUGA